AUGUCCUACCAAUUCACAAAGGGAUUCGAAGCAAUAAUAACGCCAUCAUCUGAAACAGACAGUAAUAAUGAAUCUACUACAUCAGACAAGACUAAAGCCGAAACAAAUAAUGUCCUAAAAAGUGACACAAGGGAUACGCACCUCCUUAAGACCUCAAGGGUAUCCAUCAAUAAAUCUCUUCACGACGAUAAUUUCGGAAGAAGUUCAGUUUAUUUAACUCCAGAUCUUGAGAAUUUACAUCAACCUUCAUUUAGUAACGACGGGAUCUUACAAGAUGUUUCUCCUGGUAUUUUCAGUGUAAGAACAGUUUCUACAUCCGCUCUGAAUGAUAAACUAUAUUGGGAUAAUAAUAACAACCAAAAUAUUGGACAAACUAAUAAUUCAAAUUUAAACUUUAUAAAAGUGGAUACGGAUGCGACGCCUCUUAAUAAAAUAUAUGAUAUAACUGAAGGAACAACAUUAGGUGUAGAAAGUAAUAAUAUUAAUGAUUCUGAGUAUAGCCAGUUAUCUAAAUUUAACAAUCAGUUAGCAAAGACUGACAAAAAUAAGUCAUCGCCAUUAUUCAAAACGCAAAUGGCACCCCAAAUAGAUGAGGCUGCACAAAUGUUAAAAUCUGAAAUCUACCAAAUACCAAAUUUUGUUGGAAAACAAUCUGUUUCCAUGAAUAGAAAGCUAUCUCAUUUGAACGACAGUAUUCUCCAAACAAGACCAAAAGUUUUAUUUCAUCCUGUCUUACCUGCAUUAUCAACAGAUGUGUCUCCCAUAAGAUUUCGUACAUACGAAAAACAUCCAUCAGAUUCUGGAAGUAUAUAUAUCGAUUCUCCCGCUGUUCCAUCUGAAGAACGAUCACCAAAUGAAGUCAAUGGUGAUGCUAAUGAAUAUACAAAUAAAAACAAGUUGUCCAAUGAAUAUGACGACUCUUUUCACGAUUUUGACUUCGAAAACGAUAAAGCUGAAUCACCUCUUCCAGAUAUUCCCAACAGUAUGGAAAAACAUAUGCCUUUCCAAUAUACGGAUUACGACUCGUUGUCUUCCCAUCAUCCGAUGGCUCCUCAAUUUAGCGACGUAUUCAGUAUAUCAAAAAUUACUGGGGUGAUUUUAACAUGCAUUAUAAUACCUCCAUUUUUUUACAUAAUAUACUAUGCAGAUCGUGGUGGUUUAUCUAGUAACAAGAUGUACAAAAUAAUUCUAAAGGAAGAUUAUCUUCAGGAUCCGCUAAACGAUUUUUAUUGGGACGUAGAUAUUACAUGGUUUAGAAAAUUAUGUUUCUGGUUAGGAUCACUAGAACUCUUUUUAAUAUUAGCCUGCAUAUGCGUUGGGUUUGGAGUAGGCUUAACUAAAGGUUAA
Messenger RNA from Maudiozyma barnettii, 1347 nucleotides. RefSeq names its product Bud9p (gene BUD9). The record is from RefSeq and is a predicted model, not a curated record. The coding region runs from base 1 to 1347 and encodes 448 amino acids. The transcript has a single exon. Lineage: Eukaryota; Fungi; Ascomycota; Saccharomycetes; Saccharomycetales; Saccharomycetaceae.